Molecule: messenger RNA, 1554 nt
Organism: Macrosteles quadrilineatus (aster leafhopper)
Lineage: Eukaryota; Metazoa; Arthropoda; Insecta; Hemiptera; Cicadellidae
Exons: 5
Coding region: 10-567 (185 amino acids)
Source: RefSeq, a predicted model, not a curated record
UCGCAAGCUAUGCACAUCUGUGUCGCCAUCUCCGCUAUCAUCUACGUACUUCUGGCCUGUGCAGAGGCAAGAUUGAUCCGAGAGUAUGACGUCGAAGACUCCCUCGAAGAUGAUUUCUCCCGCAACAGGCGUUCCGAAGAAGAGAUAGCGACCCCCUGGCUAGGCCUGGGUAAGCGAGAGGCGCGCUUCACUCCUUAUGUAAGCGUAGGUCUGUCGACAGGGGUGCUGAGCGACAUGCAGCAGUUCUUCGACAAUCUCAGAACCAACCUGGACAGUCUGGAGAGUCUUCCUCCAGAACAAAGAGACGCUCUUCUGGGCAACUCGCCUCAACCAGGUCGUUCGGGGCCCAAGAGAAGAAACCGCAUAACAGGGAUAUCAAAAUACUCAAAGAAGGACCAAUACUUCAGACCCUCAGCAACGGCAGCCUACCUUCACGCGAUGCGGAACCAAAGACCCUCUUACAAGAUUCGCAACUUCGUAGAGUCGCCCGAGCCCGCGACUCUCAGGGGUACCAACCACUAUGACCCGUCACUGUUGUGGACUGGUCUAGGACGACGCAGACGCUAAACUGUUGGCACUACUGAAUAAUCUCACACUAUCAAUAUUAUUUCUAACACCUAGUCCAUGGAAUUAUGUAUUGUACAUAUCAUGAGUGGAGAAUUUGUUUCAUGUUUUCGUUAAUUAAAAAAUUAAAACAUUUUCUUAGCGGAGGAAUUUGGCAUGUUUUAUUUUUUAUUCAGGUUCGGUGAUCGUUGUAGUUUAGAUAAUUAUGCUUAGUAUACCACAGUGUGGGAGGGGGACUCUUCAAAUAAGAUUUCCAAUUAAAAAAGCAAAAUUUUAUAGCCUACUAAAUUUAUUAAACAUUUUUGCCAUAGCACACACAUUAUUUUUCACUUUUAUAAAGUCACAGUUGCAAUGUUUUAACAGGUUUGAAAAGAAACAUUUUUAAAAUCUUGAGUUGGCCAUUUCCCCAUAAUUUUAUCACAAAUUUUUACUCUUAUGCAUUAUUUUUUUAGUUAAAUUUCACUCUAGAAGUUUUUAGUAAAAAGAAAGUUGUUUUAUUCCUUUUUAUUUAUUACAACCUGAGGUAAACCAAUAGGACUCUUUAGAUUGCUCUAAUUUAAAUAAAUAUGGACAAUUUUAGACGUUUUGAAGUUUUAAACUAUUUUAUAGAACCAUCAUGAAAAAUUGUGAUGUUUAUAUCAAUAAAUUACAUAGUAUUUCUGUCCUUUUAACAAACUCAAAAAUUACCUUAAUUUUAUAUAAAAAAAUUAUGAGUGAAAUUUUGUUUCAAUUUUAUAAUCUUCACAGUAGUGUGAGAAUACGACAAUUGAUUGAAAUAACUUCCUGAUUUCUAUUUGAUCAGAACUAACUUUUUAUCACUAAGUUACAUCAGCAAAAUUAAUUCUACCAUAUUAUUAAGCGAUUGAUUACGAGACAAUGAAUUUAAUUUUCUCGAAUAAAUAUGUACUCAUUUAUUUUUGUAUCUUAAGUAGUUUUUAGGAAAGUAAUUUCAUGUUGUUGCAAUAGAAGUAACAUGUAGAGAAAAGUUAA